AUGAAGCAGGAGGGCUCGGCGAGGCGCCGCGGCGCGGACAAGGCAAAGCCGCCGCCCGGCGGAGGGGAACAAGAACCACCGCCGCCCCCGGCCCCCCAGGAUGUGGAGAUGAAGGAGGAGGCGGCGGCGAGUGGCGGAUCAACCGGGGAGACCGCUGGCAAGACGGCGGCUGCGGCGGCUGAGCACUCCCAGCGAGAGCUGGACACCGUCACCUUGGAGGACAUCAAGGAGCAUGUGAAACAGCUGGAGAAGGCAGUGUCGGGCAAGGAGCCUCGGUUUGUGCUGCGGGCCCUACGGAUGCUGCCUUCCACGUCACGCCGCCUCAACCACUACGUUCUGUACAAGGCCGUGCACGGCUUCUUCACUUCCAACAAUGCCACUCGAGACUUCUUGCUACCCUUCCUGGAAGAGCCCAUGGACACAGAAGCCGAUUUACAGUUCCGUCCCAGAACAGGAAAAGCUGCAUCGGCUCCGCUCCUGCCUGAAGUGGAAGCCUACCUCCAGCUUCUCAUGGUCAUCUUCCUGAUGAACAGCAAGCGCUACAAAGAGGCACAGAAGGUUUCUGAUGAUCUGAUGCAGAAGAUCAGCACUCAGAACCGCCGGGCCUUGGACCUUGUGGCUGCCAAGUGUUACUAUUAUCACGCCCGGGUCUAUGAGUUCCUGGAUAAGCUGGAUGUGGUGCGCAGCUUCCUGCACGCUCGGCUCCGGACCGCCACGCUGCGGCACGAUGCGGACGGGCAGGCCACGCUGCUGAACCUCCUGCUGCGCAACUACCUGCACUACAGCCUGUACGACCAGGCCGAGAAGCUGGUGUCCAAGUCUGUGUUCCCCGAGCAGGCCAACAACAACGAGUGGGCGAGGUACCUCUACUACACAGGGCGCAUCAAAGCCAUCCAGCUGGAGUACUCAGAGGCCCGAAGAACAAUGACCAACGCCCUCCGGAAGGCCCCUCAGCACACAGCUGUCGGCUUCAAACAGACGGUGCACAAGCUUCUGAUUGUGGUGGAGUUGUUGCUGGGGGAGAUCCCAGACCGGCUGCAGUUCCGUCAACCAUCCCUCAAGCGCUCACUCAUGCCCUACUUCCUUCUGACCCAGGCUGUCAGGACAGGAAACCUAGCCAAGUUCAACCAGGUCCUGGAUCAGUUUGGGGAGAAGUUCCAAGCAGAUGGGACCUACACCCUCAUCAUCCGACUGCGGCACAACGUCAUCAAGACAGGCGUGCGCAUGAUCAGCCUCUCCUAUUCCCGCAUCUCCUUGGCGGACAUCGCCCAGAAGCUGCAGCUGGAUAGCCCAGAGGAUGCAGAGUUCAUUGUUGCCAAGGCCAUUCGAGAUGGCGUCAUUGAGGCUAGCAUCAACCACGAGAAGGGCUACGUCCAGUCCAAGGAGAUGAUUGACAUCUAUUCCACCCGCGAGCCCCAGUUAGCCUUCCACCAGCGCAUCUCCUUCUGCCUGGAUAUUCACAACAUGUCUGUCAAGGCCAUGAGGUUUCCUCCCAAAUCCUACAACAAGGACUUGGAGUCUGCAGAGGAGCGGCGAGAGCGGGAGCAGCAGGACUUAGAGUUUGCCAAGGAGAUGGCAGAAGAUGACGACGACAGCUUCCCUUGA
Molecule: messenger RNA, 1605 nt
Organism: Rangifer tarandus platyrhynchus (Svalbard reindeer)
Lineage: Eukaryota; Metazoa; Chordata; Mammalia; Artiodactyla; Cervidae
Source: the annotation of a GenBank genome assembly